AUGUGCAGGAUCGAGAGGGGAUAGGAAGAGAAGUCGAAUCCAAAUGAUUUGUUGACAAAACACGGUAAUAUCUCUGUUUAGUAGUCAAAAGUUUCUGUAGAAAACUACAAAAUGGAGAAGACCGAUGAUGCUUCCAACGAACCGAGUUGCUCAACACUUAAAAAAGCUAUAGAACCAACACAGAAUUUGUCCCAAGAUGUGAACGUGUAUGCUCAAAAAGGCUUAGGCCUCCUUGUGAAGGCGACUAAAGCAGCAAAUGGUCUUCCAGCAGCUGGGGAUGAACAUGAGUACUAUAGUAGUUUUGAAAGCUUUAGGCAUUUCAGGCAAAACCAAAGCAAAAAACUGCUAGCAAGGGUCAAUACACUGUUAAGGCAAAAUGGCAUCAAGGGUAAACUGGAUCCAAGCAAAGGUCAAGAUGUGGAGGAAAUGAUGGACAUGAUUAUUGAAGCUAAUGACAUCAUGCUCGAGAGGGUUGGGAUUCACCUGGACACUGCAUCAGGGGUCAAGAAGAGUGAACCUGUUCUACCAACAACACUCAACACUCCCAAAGUUGUCAUAUCAAGCUGGAAUAGGAAGUCUGUUGGAGAAAAAAAGUCACAAACUUUUCACUUGAUGCAGGCCAAAAAUAUACAACGCCCUCAACUUUCUUUCAAGACUAAAGUUGAUAAUAAGAACACCCCUUUUGUGCCAAUUAUCAAAGUGAAGCCAAAUGCAAGGCAACCUUUGAAUGUACCAAAGGAUGAUGUUGAUAUUUCUUUAGUAGUCGCUGAUUUUGUUCAUCAGGAGAGACAUCAGGAAGUACCCAAACAAACAGAAAACAUUUGUGCUCAUCCUUAUAAGUAUGAACUUGAACAUCUGGAAUUCACACAAGAACAGCUGUUGAGAGUGGAGAAGCCUGAAGUGCUUCCCCUCCAGGACACACCUCUCACAUUCAUCGACACUGUCGAAGGACUUGAGGAUUUGACCAAAGUUCUUAAUGAAUCGUCAGAGUUUGCUGUGGAUUUAGAGGCUCAUACUUAUCGAUCGUUCCUUGGCUUCAUAUGUCUGAUGCAGUUUUCUACUGGUAAGCAUGACUACCUUGUGGAUGCACUUGCCCUUCGCAGUGAGCUGCACAUUCUUAAUCAGCCGUUUACUGAUCCAAAGAUUGUCAAGGUUUUCCAUGGUGCUAAUAUGGAUGUUGUCUGGCUACAGAGAGACUUUGGUGUGUACAUAGUAAACAUGUUUGACACGGGUCAAGCCUCCAGGGUGUUGGGCUUGGCUAAGCACUCUCUAGCGUAUCUUCUGAAAAUGUACUGUGAUGUAGAUGCAGCCAAAGAGUACCAACUUGCAGAUUGGAGAAUAAGGCCAAUGCCAGAUGAGAUGAAAAAAUAUGCACGCGAGGAUACUCACUACCUUCUGUACAUUUAUCACAUUAUGAAGAACACACUACUUGAUCGUGGAAACAAUAAUAAGAAUUUAUUGCAGUCUACGCUUGAACGAAGUAAGGAAGUUUGUCUAAAGCGCUUUGAGAAGCCAAUCAUCAAGGAAGACUCUCACUUGGAAUUUUACCGAAGGAGCCGCAAAACAUUGAACAAAAAACAGUUGUUUGCUUUCAAACUGUUAUUUGCUUGGCGAGACAGUAUUGCGAGGACAGAGGAUGAGAGCCUUGGCUAUGUUUUACCGAGCCACAUGCUCUUUCAUAUAGCUGAAAACCUUCCAAGGGAACCUGAGGGAAUAUUAGCAUGUUGUAAUCCUACUCCUCCAUUGGUGAGACAAUACUUAGCUGAGAUUCACACGCUUGUGGUUCAGGCUAGAAUGCAUGAGAAUAAUUUACCAAAGACUUCUGAGAAACAGGAAAAAGAUGUUCCAACGUUCAAGCCUCGAAAGAUUGAGCCACUCGAGAGUCUUAUACACUGCCCUCAUGAUACAACUCAUCGAGAAUCAACCAACCAACUUAAUGCCGAUGAGAGAAAAAAUCCAGUUUCAGUCACAGGUAGUUCUACAUUGUUUGGUGGUGGUGAAAGCCAUGGUCCCCCUGUCAGAAUGGCAGAACCCAUCAUUAGCGUGUUUGGUAACCAAGACCAGAGUUUGAAGCAGUCUGUAGACGUGAAGAAUAAAGUAGCACGUAUUAUGGCAAGUUUAAAAAGCCCAUUUGAAUUGUAUUUGCCUUCCAUGAAACCUACACAGAUUGCCAGCACCUUGUUGUCGAGUAAUAAGAUUGAAAUUCCUGCAGUUAAGACUUCACAACACAAACCUUCUCCAGUUGCUCCUAAUAAUCCUUCUCCUUAUGUUUGGAAGUUAAAAAAAGCAGAGGAAAAACCAGAGAUUUUAAGAAAAAAUGAAGUUGAAGCUACCAACAAGAUUGGUGGAAAAAGAGAAUGGAGACAGAAAGAGCAGAAGGAAGGUGAAGAUGAGGAGCAGGAGGAAGAUGAGCCACUUCAGCCAUUGCGGAAAAAGAAACAGCGAAAAGGUCAGCAUUACUAUGCAUCAUCAUCAUCAUCAGUAACAUCUGUGAAAAUGGGGGAUGAAAGGUUAAAAGAAGGGGCAGGCAAGGGAGAUGAAGUUGUAAAAGAAGGGUCUGACAAGUUUCAAGCCUAUGACUACAGCCAAACAGACUACAGUACAUUCUCCG
Anneissia japonica is the source of this 2611-nucleotide messenger RNA. RefSeq names its product exosome component 10-like. Gene Ontology annotation, biological process: poly(A)-dependent snoRNA 3'-end processing; TRAMP-dependent tRNA surveillance pathway; nuclear polyadenylation-dependent CUT catabolic process. Gene Ontology annotation, cellular component: nuclear exosome (RNase complex); nucleolus. NCBI's taxonomy places the organism in Eukaryota, Metazoa, Echinodermata, Crinoidea, Comatulida, Comatulidae. Gene Ontology annotation, molecular function: nucleotide binding; nucleic acid binding; 3'-5'-RNA exonuclease activity. The record is from RefSeq and is a predicted model, not a curated record.